Drosophila hydei is the source of this 3135-nucleotide messenger RNA. RefSeq lists its product as uncharacterized. The record is from RefSeq and is a predicted model, not a curated record. The transcript has 9 exons. NCBI's taxonomy places the organism in Eukaryota, Metazoa, Arthropoda, Insecta, Diptera, Drosophilidae. The coding region runs from base 277 to 2898 and encodes 873 amino acids.
CUAGUCGAAAAUAUAGCGAAAGCGUGCGAAACUACUAAGAUCUUUGUAAAAGCCAAGUGUAAAAGGUUUCGGCUCUUCUGAGGUCUAGUUAAGUGUACAAAGUGCUAUCCAAAAUGUAUUAAAAAGUUGCCACAAAGUAAAAAAGAACAAGCUAUGCCAAAUACUUAAAGUCAAGAGUUAACCCAUACGCCAAGCCAACCCAGCUCAAGCAAGCUUCCACAAGUGUCCAAAAACUAACCACGUACCCACUCACCCACCACCCACCUGCACUCCGCCAUGUUAGGCAGCAGGAGCCCCCCAAUAUACAAGCCGCUCGCAUCGGGAUCGGGGGGCUCCGCCAGCGCCAACAAUCUCAGCUCUAAUUCCAAAUCGAGCAGCCACAGCUCCCUGAGCGGCCAUCCCUAUCAGCAGGCCUACACUGGUCACUCCCACGCCUGUUACCACCAUCAGCAGCAGCAUCAGCAUCAUCACCAGCAUCAGCAUCACAGUCAAGGAAGUCGCACGUCACUAACCCCAACGAUGAAGCGUGGCAAGAAAAACUGGGGCAGUCGAGAGCGAUCCAGCAUGAGUUUUCUGAUUGUCAUCCUCUUUUUUGCUGUCUUUGGCCUCAUCAUAUUGACCGAGGUUUUCAUGAUCGACGAGCGCUCCCACAGCGGGCUGAUGGCCAUGAGGGCGGGUGGCGGGGGCGGAGCCAGCCUGGGCGGCCGCUUGGGCGAUGCGAUGCCGGAUUAUGAUAAUGUUAAGGAUGACUACGAUCUGGACGACAGCAUUCUGAGUGAUAGUAAAUUAGGUUUUAUACAGUUCCGUGACAAUAAACUUAAAAUUCAAGAAGCCGCAGGCGCCGAUGGUCAGCGUCCACGGUAUGCGGGCAUGCUGCUCAAUGGCGCUGCUGGAGCUGGGGGCGGCGUUGGCGAGGGAAACGGCGCUGGCGCCUUUGGCGUGGGUGUUGCUGGCGCCAGUAACGGGCUGAACAUGCCACUGAUACCAUGGGGCCAACUGCUGCCCGCCCAGGUGGAGGAGACCCUGCCACAUUUCCCAUUUGGCACGGCGCCCAACGACGGCGCCUGGCAGGUUGUCAAUGGCACCCGCUUCAAGUUCUUUGUCUAUUCCGCCUACUUCGAUCGACGCGAUGGAGCACGCCUUGUGCGCGUUAUUGGCGCGACUAAAACACGUGGACCAGAGCGCGUCUGGUGCAGAUUCUGGUAUGGCCCAACGACUCACAACAGCAGCGAAACCUCCUCCUCAGCAGCACGUGCCAAAUACACCUCGGCCACGGUAAUGGCUCGCGUUAAGAUUAUUCGUGAGAACUGGAAUCUGAAGUACAGCGCGUGUUUCGUGCUGUGCCCGGUGCGUGUUCCAUUGUUGGAGGUGCCACAGUUUGUGAGCGUGGUUUCCAGAUUGCGAGCGCCGCCUGGCAACUUGAUAACGUUGCGCAACACGGAUCAAGACAUGGACUUUGCACAGCAGUCGGCACCGCCAGCGCAGGGCAAUGUUAAUGCCACGGGGCGCAGUGGAGCCACUCGUCGACCCAUGGCGCAGGCACCGCCCAGCGGCGAGCAGAUACCUGACAGGAUGGCCGUAUGUGUGAAGCCGUUUCACUUUAGCUACGAUCAGGCGUUGUAUCUGAUGGAGUAUCUGGAGUUCUAUGCUCUAUUGGGCGUCUCGCACUUCACCUUCUACAAUCAUACACUUGGUCCGCACGCCUCCUGCGUGCUGCAGAGCUAUCAACGAGGGCAGGUGCCUGGCAACCUGACGGCCUUUGACUGGGAGCCUCUGCAGCCCGCCGAGGCAGCGACCAAUGCAACUCCUCGAGUGCUCAAGUCGCUACACUACCAGCGACCUACGGUCAGCAUUUUGCCCUGGAACCUACGCAUGCGCUCCCAGAAGGAGAUACGCACUGAAGGUCUAUUUGCGGCCCUAAACGAUUGCCUCUACCGGACAAUGUAUCGCUACAAGUAUCUGGCGCUGGUCGAUCUGGAUGAGUUCAUCGUGCCGCGAUACACGGACACGCUCAACGACUUGUUAAGAUCACUCAACCAGCGUUUUCGCAAUCGCAAUACUGGAGCCUAUUCAUUCCAGAACGCCUUCUACUAUCUGCAGUUCGCAGACGAUCCGCUCGCCAGUUCCGGAAUUUCAGGCGGCAGCGAUCAGCUGGGCAGCGUGCGUGCCUCUUUGGUAACGCAGCGCAAGACGCGCAGGCGCUACAAGUUGCAUCCGCAGAAGCAACGCUCCAAAUAUAUUUGCAAGCCCGAAGCUGUGGUCGAGGCAGGAAAUCAUUUUGUCUGGGAAUUCUCGCCGGGCAUGGGAUCACUUAAUGUUCCACCAAAGGAUGCCAUAUUGCAGCACUAUCGGGUCUGUGAAUUUGGAGGCAACGACUGCAUUAAGGCACCUUCCAUACUGGAUCGCACCACCACCAAGUACGUGAACCGCCUGGUGCAGCGCGUGGAUGCUGUCUAUCGGCAUUUGAGACAGCGUUGCGAUCUGCCCGCGCUGCCAACGCUGGCCAAACGAACGAAUGCCCAGGCGGAGCAACAGCACAACGAGAAGCCCAAGUUACUACAGCAGAUGCGCGAAUUGAAUGCACAGCAGCACCAGAAGGAGCAAAAUGAUCACAAGGAUCAGAAUGCGCCGCUCAAGACAGCAACGAGUGCCACAACGAAGCAACAGCAACAGCAGCAGGUAAGGAAACCGAUGACGACAACGAGAGCCCAAAUUAAGGGCAACAGCAGAGCACAGAAUCCACUGAGAGCAACGACCACUGCGACCCCCAGGACAACAGCAAAGGAUCAAGUCAAGCAGCAGCUGCUGCCGCCGGCGAAUGUGCGCAAGAAACGCAAGCUGAUCGUCUUUGAAUUGGAUGACAUGGGAAUACCCAUAGCACGAGUCGAAUACCACUGAGAAAUGGUUUUAGUUGGCGAAAUAGUCGCCUAGACGCUGGCCUCUUCUUGCAUCUGUGCCAAUUAAGUUAGUUGAAGUUUUAUCAGUGAAUAAAGCAGAGCUUGAUUAUUUUGAAUAGGUUUUAGUGUUUGGGUUGUGCUUCAGCUCGGUUGUUCCAAUACAUUUUGCUCAGUGUCAUAUCAGGAAACGAAAAACUAAAAACGAAAAACGAAAACAGUCAAAAAGAGAAAGAGAGAC